Strongylus vulgaris is the source of this 516-nucleotide messenger RNA. Lineage: Eukaryota; Metazoa; Nematoda; Chromadorea; Rhabditida; Strongylidae. The record is from the annotation of a GenBank genome assembly.
AUGGAAACAGUUGAUGCUGUUGCCACAGCCACUCGUGGUGAAGGCUUUGCUGCCGUCAAAGCUACAGCUCUCGGCAGGCCAGCACUUCUGCUGAAGCUGUCAGGUAAUGUUAACUACUUCCACUUUUCCUCUAUUGUUUCUAGCUCUCCACAAUUUGGGUUGAAAAAAGUUUAUAGGGAAGGACGAAAAAUUCUGAAGAGCCCUGUGAAUAGUUUAAGUAGAGAAGAAUUAAUGACUGCUGAUCCUGCUAUCACACACAUAUAUCUAAAUGCCAAAAAUUGGCAGUUAAAACACUCUUUAUCUAAGCUUUUUAAUCUCCAUAUAAAACGGCUUAAAGAUUUUGACUGUCGUCAAGGCAAGGAAGAAAUGAUCGACUUCGGUGUGAAAACGGAUUCAGAAGCUAUUCGUGACUGGUUCAAAAGCGUCGAUUUCGAUAGCGAUGGCUACGUAGAUUUUCAUGGCUGGGAUAAACUACUCGACGAUAACACAAAACUUGGGAGUAUGUUUCAGGUUUGA